Glycine soja is the source of this 1210-nucleotide messenger RNA. RefSeq lists its product as uncharacterized. The transcript is spliced from 2 exons. The coding region runs from base 442 to 942 and encodes 166 amino acids. The record is from RefSeq and is a predicted model, not a curated record. NCBI's taxonomy places the organism in Eukaryota, Viridiplantae, Streptophyta, Magnoliopsida, Fabales, Fabaceae.
CUCUCACCUCUUUUUUUUUCUCUCUCUAGAAAGUGCCUUUCUCUUUCCCUCUCUCAACUUCCCUACAAUUCAUAUAUAGCCAAGUAGUGCAGAUCCCGUGCAGAAGCCAAAUAAAAUCCCUUUGUUUGCUCACAUAAGAUUUGGGUUUCUUCAAAAUUAUCUUUUUUUUUCUCUCCUAAAAAAAAAAGAGAAAACUUUGUUUGAUUCUUUGAAGGAGGUUUGAAGAAAGCAAAAGGUGUAGUUUUGUUUUAAGUUUCUUUGAAAUGGUUUUCAUGUCUGAGAUAUUGUUCCCCGAAGAAAAAAUUGAGGAAGGAGAGUGGGAGAAGGAGAGAUAAGAAGAAGAGAAGAAUACCUACCCAGCAAGCAGAAUUAGAGAAUUUUUUUUCACAAACUGUUGAUUUGAUUCAUUUUCAUCUGCUUCUGCUGGGUGUUGAUGGUUUCAUGACAGGGUGGUUGGCAAUGUCUGCUCCUAUGAUCAUUGACCCUAUGAUGAUAUCGGCACCAGAAACUCAAUCAGCAGCAGCUAGCAUACUAGUUGCACAAAGUGAAGUUGAAUUUGCUGUAUGUGACUGUUGUGGACUAACAGAAGAGUGCACCCCAGCCUAUAUAGAAAGAAUCAGAGAGAGGUACUUUGGAAAAUGGGUUUGUGGGUUGUGUGCUGAGGCUGUUAAGGAUGAAAUUGUGAGGUCUGAGAGACUUGUUUGCACAGAAGAAGCAAUGGCUAAGCACAUGAACUUCUGCAAAAAGUUCAAGGCAUCAGGGCCUCCUCCAAAUCCGACAGUGCACUUGAUAUCAGCCAUGAGACAGAUUCUUAGAAGGACUUUGGAUUCUCCUAGAGUAAGGUCCACACCAAAUAGUCCAACCAAGACUCUCACAAAAAUUCAUGGUUCUGUGCUUACAAGAUCUGAGAGCUGCUUCCCUACUCUCUCUGAAGGGUUGUGAUGAAGGGAAUACUUGUGUAUUUAGUUGGAUAAAAAUGGAAGCAGGAAGCAUAAAUAAGGACAGAAAAAUAUAAGCUGCAAAAGUUUAGAUGUUCAAUUGUAGUUUUGUCCAGUACAGAACUUUCAAUCUGUUUGUUAGAAAAUUUGAACAUAAUUUGGUCAAGAAUUUUGCUUCACUCAGACCAGUUACCUUGUUUUCUAUUCCAUUUAUUUGUUUGAAAUAAGAAAAAUAUGUUCAUAACUGAAGACAAACAUGUCACGUUUCACAA